ACGCAUUUCGCAAAGAGAACCUAUUCGGAACUAAGUACGUUGCAUCAAUUGACCAUGAAGUUUUUACCAACGGCUCUAGCCUUGUGGCUGUUUCAAGAAGUACUUGCUAACGACAAUAUUUCGCAAGCUACGGAAGAUACUACGACUUCUCGCCACCUCCGCAAGCCCAAGAAGACGAAAUCGAUCCAAGCCACUUCAGUACUCACAGUCAAUGAAAAUCCACCACUUUCUCCCGUCAUCGCUGAAUCUCGCAUCGUUGGUGGAGAAGAUGCCAGUGUAGGAGAAUAUCCAUACUUCGUUCUGGGUAACGGAUGCGGGGCUAGCUUGAUUUGGAAAGAUAUCGUUCUCACUGCUGCCCACUGCGGCAACGCCUUCAACAAUCGAGUUCUUGUGGGUGCGUAUCGGUAUUGGUCCACCAAUUUCGAGGCCGAGUGGAUCAAUGUUGCACAGACUGUGCGCCAUCCAAAUUACAAUGGAAAUACGGAGGCCAAUGAUUUUAUGAUUGUCAAACUGAGUUCUGCUUCCAGUGCGACGCCUGUCAUAAUCAACAUGGACGCCAGCAAUCCGUCUAUCAACGAAAGUCUGACAACGAUAGGCUUCGGUGCAACCACUGAAGGUGGAUCUGGCAGUAACAUUCUCCAAAAAGUGACACUUAACUACAUCAACCCAAAUACCUGUAAUUCUCAGUAUGGCGGUCAAAUCCAAGAAGAUAUCAUGAUGUGUGCCGGUGUACAGGGGGGCGGUAAGGAUAGCUGCCAGGGUGACAGUGGAGGCCCGAUCAUGGAUUCUGACGGUGUUCAAGUAGGAGUCACCAGCUGGGGUAUCGGUUGUGCCCGACCUAACUACCCCGGUGUGUACUCGCGUAUUUCUGGUGUUAAAGAUUGGAUCAAUGGACAAGUCUGUGCGCUGUCAAGUGACCCCCCUCCCUCUUGUGGUGGCGGCGGAGGAGACUCCGGUGGUGGUGGGGAUGACACAGGCUUCACCGUUCGUGUUGUCGUAAAACACGACGAUUAUCCUGAAGAGACAGGAUGGACGGUUUUUGGGUCCGACAACGCCGUCGUUUUGAGUCAAACUGAGGGUGAGUUUCAACAAGAUGGUGGGACGGUGGACAAAUCAGCUUUUGUUGAAGAGGGUCAAUACACGUUCAAAAUCGUGGACAUGUAUGGCGAUGGUAUCUGCUGUGGCUUCGGAAGAGGAGAGUUCGAUGUAUAUGUCAAUGAUGAACGAGUUGGUGGAGGCAACGGUCAGUUCAAUUCCGAAACGUCCUUCUCAUUUACUGUUGGAGAGACCAGCGAAGAAGAGCCGUCGUUGGUUUUCAAAGUGGACGCGCAGUAUGAUGCAUGGCCUGGCGAAUUUUCCUGGUGGAUCCAGGAUCGUACCACCAACUCCAAUAUUGUCAGGUACAAUGCUGGCGAAGUCACCGAACAAAACGCCUUGGUGUCGGAAACGCUAGACCUCGUAGCAGGACGCCUCUACACGUUGCGCUUGCGAGACUCGUACGGCGACGGCAUUAACGUUGGAGGCGAUGGUUUCGUGGAAGUCUAUGCCAUGGUCGAUGGCCAAAAGCAGCGACUCAUCUUCAACGACGGCAAUUUUCGUUCUAGGUGGAACAAAUCCUUCCGUGUCCCCGCUGACCUGUCUCGCAUUGGCGAUGCUGUUAUGAUCGAACUGGAAGACAGCGUGGACAACGAAAAAAGUGAUGGCGACGACGACAGCUGCACGGAUGGAUGGGCGCUUUUCGACGUUUCCGCUCACGUAGGUCAACAAGGUUGCCAUUGGCUUGCGGAUAACUAUGAUCGCUAUGAGUUCCUCUGCGAGUUUGUCGAUGUAGUGGUUGCGUGCCCCCAUACCUGUGGCCGCUGUGGCUUAUUUGUGUAAGGAGGCCCUCCUUCUUGCUUUAGGAAACGCUUGUUGUCUCUUUCGAAAUAACAAAACUCCAUUAGACACAACGGAUCAGCUUCACUCCGAUGUGUCGCGAGCGAAGGGAUAACAUAAAAUCAAUUUACGUAUUCAUG
Messenger RNA from Phaeodactylum tricornutum CCAP 1055/1, 2015 nucleotides. RefSeq lists its product with no specific name. The coding region runs from base 55 to 1878 and encodes 607 amino acids. Gene Ontology annotation, molecular function: serine-type endopeptidase activity. Lineage: Eukaryota; Bacillariophyta; Bacillariophyceae; Surirellales; Neidiaceae. The record is from RefSeq and is a predicted model, not a curated record. The transcript has 2 exons. Gene Ontology annotation, biological process: proteolysis.